Molecule: messenger RNA, 3849 nt
Organism: Dufourea novaeangliae
Lineage: Eukaryota; Metazoa; Arthropoda; Insecta; Hymenoptera; Halictidae
Exons: 5
Coding region: 37-3381 (1114 amino acids)
Biological process (GO): neuromuscular junction development; positive regulation of protein tyrosine kinase activity
Molecular function (GO): protein kinase binding
Source: RefSeq, a predicted model, not a curated record
CACCUAAAAGCAGUGUAGCAGCAGCGGCCUUCUACAAUGGUGGAUAACAAUUGUAUUAUCGAGGGAAACGUGAAAUUUCGCGACGGCAAAAAAUGGAAAUCACGAUGGUGUGUCAUGAGGAAAUUGUCACCAGUUGCAGAUUGUCUCCAUUUACAACUAUACGGAGAUAGCAAGGAUCGCUACAAGCAAGGCCAAACGAAAGCAUCCUUGAGCUUGCAACACUUUCUUGGUGUGCAGAGCGGUUUCACCCUCGACAAGGAGUCAAACACGAUCGCUAUAAUAUGUCAGGACGUUACCGUCGUCUUGGCCUUCGACACCAGGGAACGUUUGAUCCAAUGGCAAGUGAAGAUAUCGAACAACCUCGGCGAAGAUCAACAGUUCCUGAUACUGAUCUCCACGGUGCCCUCGAAGGCGAAGCUGACGAAUGGACCGGCCCAUUUACACAUUCAAGAUCGCCGCUUCUGUAUCACCGUCGGUAUACCACCCAGAUUGGUGGGCAUCUGGGAGAUCGCACAUCUUCGUCGUUACGGCGUUGUGGAAGGGAGAUUCUGCUUCGAGGGUGGCUCGAGAUGCGGUCGAGGGGAGGGUCUUCACGUGUUGAUCACGGAUCAAGGCGAGGACAUCGUAAAAAUGCUGCAACUGGCGGCCGAGGGAAAGCUGACGAAAAAGCGGCCGCUUAGCAGAGAGCAAAUAGCCCAGGACAGCCCGCGCCGUCAGUUUUCCCGUUCGGAGACAAGGGCCAGCGAUUUCUUCCCCUCGGCUGUUUACUCGUCGACGUACGAGGAGCAGUGCGACAGCUGCAAGAACGAGAGCUCCCCCUAUUGGUCGUCCGCGGAGAGCAGACAGCAAACCGAGCCUGACAGGGAUUACAGCAGCAGAGACACCAUCUCCGUCUCCGAAUUGCCGGACCAGCCGGGUGACUGGCGCAGCUGUUCGUUGACGCGUCAAGGCACGUCCGCUUUAGAGCGAUGCGCUAGCUGUAUCAGUAAAUUGGGCACCGUCUCUAAAUCGUCCACCUUGGUGACGACCACCGGCGUGAGCAGCAUGAGCAGUCCCGCCGGAACGAUGAACAAUCUUGGCUGUCAUUUACAACCCCGCACGUUGGAUCGGUUAUCGCUGUCCUCGUACAGCAGCAGCAGCCACGAUAGCGAUUUCUCCGGCUCCCAGCAGCAGAUAGAGUGCCAUUGUUCUCAAACAAAAAGCUCGCAACAGACAGCGAACGUUCAACGCGUGUCGCCUAGUCCCAGCGCGUUGCCGCCGAGACCACCGAAACCGUCCCAACAAAACACUGCCACGAAAAAGGCGAAAAAGCCACCGAUGCCACUGCCAAACGAACAGAUUUGCGUGCACUCGCGGAAACAGCAGCAACAGCUGGCCACCACACGUAACACUGCCAGCAUGGCUGUUGCUGCUGGACCGUACGAGAAUUACGAUAUACCUAAGACGAUCUUGGGCCAUCACAUGCUGCUCGAACAGGCUCCCCAACCUGAUCAGUAUUACGACACGCCAAGGAAAAUCAAAGAAUGCCUAGCACUGCCAAAAAAUUACCCUAAUUACGAUACGCCGCAGACUCCCCAGGCUGUGGUGUUGCAGCAAUGCGGCUGUCCGGCGAAGCUCACCGUUCAGUCGCCCAGAUCCUCCGUGUGUCCCUGUCAGAACGUUAUGAGCUGGGCUGGCUUUGUGUUGCCGUAUUGCAGACGGGGCGCGGGGAUCGAAUCGACGGGGGUGGCCGUCCACCCAGUGAAACUCUCAGGGGAGGGCAAGAUGCCUGUGGUGAACGCGAGCGGGGAAAUCGCGAUUUACGCGACCGCGAAGAGGAUGAACAAGUCGGCGACGACGGAAGGGAAGACCAAUCAAGACUGCGACUGCCUUCAAGAGAACCAGUCCAAUAACUACGAGAACGUCGAGCCGGUGAUCGACACUCAACCCGAGGCUAAACAGACGAAUUACGCGAACAUCGACUUCACGCAAUCUUUAGAGCAUUACGAGAACAGCAAGGAUCUAUUGACGAAGAGCGGAAUAUCACAGGAGGAGAUCGAGAAAUUCGCGGAUCAGAUCAAGGAGGAAACACCGGAAGCGAACACCGAGGAGACCAAGAUAUGCCAGAAAUGCGGUCACGUGAAAGACCGAGAAAACGAUUAUCUCGUGAUGGAUCCCGAGAAGCAAACGUCAAAAAAACCGUUCCCCGGUUACCUGCCCAUGCAGCCGGCGCAUAACGCCUGUUCCAAGGAGAUUCUGUCGAGAAUCUGCAGCGGUAUAAAAAGCUCGAGUAAUCCCGCAUUGUCCGGGUCAGCGAUGGCCGAGAGCGGAAAGAAGAGAUCCGACUCCGAGUUCCGUGUUCCUGGUUCAGCCAUGUUGUCUAGUCCGUAUCUGAAACGUCGUUACUUGGAUGGAAACGGUGCCGAGUCCAGCGGAAACAUUAGCCUACUCUUGAGGAAACGAUCCUACUCGGCGGAGUCCGCUCACUAUCUGGACGACGAGAACCACACGUUCCCGUCGACUUUAACGAUCCACAAGUGUUCCAGCGAGGCGGACAAGGCCACCCUGGUCCAAGGGGACGCUCACGUGACCUGUGUGAAUUCCGAGAUAAAAAUGAACCAGGACAGCGGACAGAUCUCGAUAGCCUCGCCGCAACCAUCUUUCAUCAAGAUACGACGAUCCUCUUCGGUGCCAUCCAAGACCGGUCACAACCGAGACUCUUCCAGUAGCAACGAUUCGGGCGUCUCGACCGGGUCCCUCAGUCAUCGGACAGCCGAAUUCGUCGAGUUCGAGCUGUCCUUAGCGCCGUCGACAUCUGGAACGAAGCAGAACGUUUUGUCGAUCUAUCGGAAGAGUCCACCGCCCACCUGUUACCACAGCAGUCUGCCAAGGAAGUCAAAGUCCAGCGAUCCACUACGGGAACUGUCGUUCCAGUUCCAGAAGAUCAAGAUACCCACGAAAUCCUCGUCGGCGGAAGCUGACAUACCCACGUGUCUGCCAAAGGGUACGAAAGGGUUCAACAGUCCGGGAGAAGUGUCCGGCGCACCUUACAUCGACUCGCGAAGCACCAGCAGCGGCACCUCCGAUAUGUCCGAUUACAUCGAGACCUUGUCGUUGUCGUCCCACUCGUCGUCCGAUACGCCAGACAGUCUGAGACUGGGUGGCAGAGCAGUGGCAACGACGCUUCGUCCGCGAAGCGGAAAAGAGUAUUACAAGAUCGACAGAAGUAUUCUUGUCGAGCAAGGAAGAACGUUGACAACCCCGGCCGCGAAUUACGCGAAUAUUACUCCGGUGCUCGAGAAAAGCGAGUCCCCGUCGCCCGGAUACAUGAGCAGCUCUCCGUUCGAACAACCGCAACCGACUCGCGAACACUUUUUGUUUCCCGAUGUAAGUGAGAAAUGAUAGGAGUCGAGGCUUCGAAUAUAAUCGCUCUCGCGGCGGCGGCUGUGCGUGCAUUCACGUAUCCCGGCCUGUUUCUUUCAGGAAGCUUAAGACACGGCAAGGAUUGUUUGGGAAGAGAGGAGGAAAACUUGAAGUUCCUAGGAAUUCCAAACAAAAAUCAGUAAGAGUAUUCACGUAGAAAUGAUAAACUUGGGGCAUCAUGACCGUUUCACACUAUACGCGGGUAUCCUAGCACUUGCCGCCCGAGCACGCUUCAUUCGGAGGCGGUGCAUUUAUAUCGAACUCCACGCAUUGAAUCAUAUUAUACGGUCGUUCCGUCAGACUGAGGAUAGGCGGAAAGAGAUCCGAAACGGUCCACGAUCCGAGGACCACAAAUGAGCCACGGCAGAGUCGUCUCUUCUGAUUUCCUUUAACGCCUAUCGCAACCACGAUGUCUUCUUCUCUCUCACACACACAUACACGUGACUC